AUGCCGACCAUUAACGUCGACAAGUACGCCCUCUUCGAGGCGCUUGGCGAGCAGUUCCCAGGGGAUAGCUUCCAAAAGCUCUGCUUCGAUUUCGGCAUUGAGCUGGACGGAGAUACUGAAGAUGAUCCGUCACGCCCUAAGGAUCAAGCCCCUGAGCUGGCCAUCGAGAUCCCCGCCAACCGAUAUGAUAUGCUGUGCUUCGAGGGCAUUGUGACAAACCUUAACAUCUUCCGGGGCAAGCACGCGACACCGAACUGGAGGCUCGUCGAUAUUCCCGAGGACAAGAUGCAAACUCUCACUAUCGCACAAAGUACGGAGCAAGUCCGCCCAAUCGGAACACACGACCUCGACACCAUCAAGGGCCCUUUCACAUACGAGGGCUUGGCGCCAAAGGACAUCAACUUUGUCCCGUUGAACCAAACGAAGCAGAUCAACGGGGAGGAACUGAUGAGUUUCUACGAGACGGACAGGCACCUUGGCAAAUACCUUCAUAUUCUCCGAGACAAACCCGUCUACCCGGUCAUUCUCGAUGCCGACAGAAACAUCUGCUCGCUACCUCCUAUCAUCAAUAGCGAGCGUUCCAAGAUUACGCUUGACACGCAAAACGUCUUCAUCGACAUGACGGCGACCGACCAAACUAAACUGGACAUCGUCUGCAACAUCAUGGUCACUAUGUUCUCCCAGUACUGCGCCGAGCCCUUCACGAUCGAACCAGUCAAGGUGAUUUCAGACCACAACGGGACUACUCGGGUAACACCCAGCUUAGCUACACGGACGAUGGAAGUCGAGGUCGAUUAUCUGAAUCAAGUCUGCGGGCUCAAGGAGUCACCCGAGUCGAUAGCCAAGCUUCUGAGCAAGAUGGCAUUAAGCGCGGAGCCGCUGGAAGACCCGAAGCUGCUUAAGGUCACGGUGCCGCCCACAAGAGCCGACGUUUUGCACUCAUGUGAUGUGAUGGAAGAUGUCGCCAUUGCCUACGGGUUCAACGACCUCCCCCGGUCGACUCCCAACAGGUCGGUCACGAUUGGCAAGCCGCUGAUGAUCAACAAGCUCAGUGAUAUUGUGCGCCAUGAGUCCGCCAUGGCUGGAUGGGCCGAGGUCAUGCCCCUUAUCCUCUGCUCGCAUGAAGAAAACUUCGAAUGGCUCAACCGCAAGGACGACGGCACGACGGCAGUUAAGCUCGCUAACCCGAAGACGGUCGAAUACCAAAUUGCGCGGACGUCGUUGCUUCCCGGACUACUCAAGACCUUGAGCGAAAACAAGGCGAUGCGCCUUCCCCUGGAGAUCUUCGAAGCAUCUGAUGUUGUUCUCAAGGACGAGUCGCUUGAGCGCCGGGCGAGGAAUGAGCGUCAUUGGGCGGCUGCGUACUAUGGCAAGACCAGCGGCUUCGAAAUCGUGCACGGCCUUCUUGACCGCGUCAUGACGAUGCUGCGAGUCGCCUUUAUCACACACGAGGAGGGCUUGGAAGGCAAGAGCAUCGACUUCGAAGUAAAAGAGAACCCGAGCCAGCAGGACGGCUACUUCAUCAAAGAAAUUGACGAGCCCACCUUCUUCAACGGGCGCGCUGCCGCCAUCUACGUGCGGCUCGGAGGGAAGCUUCAGCGGAUCGGCGAGUUCGGUGUCUUGCAUCCGACGGUUCUGGAAAAGUUCGAUCUGAGGUACCCGGUGAGCACGCUCGAGAUUAACCUCGAAGUCUUCUUGUGA
Chaetomium globosum CBS 148.51 is the source of this 1701-nucleotide messenger RNA. RefSeq lists its product as uncharacterized. NCBI's taxonomy places the organism in Eukaryota, Fungi, Ascomycota, Sordariomycetes, Sordariales, Chaetomiaceae. The transcript is spliced from 6 exons. Gene Ontology annotation, molecular function: phenylalanine-tRNA ligase activity; magnesium ion binding; ATP binding. Gene Ontology annotation, biological process: phenylalanyl-tRNA aminoacylation. Gene Ontology annotation, cellular component: cytoplasm; phenylalanine-tRNA ligase complex. The record is from RefSeq and is a predicted model, not a curated record. The coding region runs from base 1 to 1701 and encodes 566 amino acids.